AUGCAUGACCUGCAUGAAACUGGUGCUGAGCCACCAGUAACUCAUCUUACGACUGCCAAUCCAGCCGAUGUUAUUGCCUUCAUCAAGCAGGCUGGGGCAGAAGGUGUUAAAGAAGCCACUCAAUCUACUAGGUAUUCUAAACAUACGUGAGGAGACAUAUUGGACAGUGAGAGCUCUAUGGGAGGGCUCUUUUCAUACUGAAAAUCCAGUGUCAUCUGAUGAUGAGGCGUUCCCAUAUUCGGGGGGGAUUUGGUGAAAGAAAAACUGAAACUCUCAUUGAGGCAGUGAGGAAGACUCUAAACUUGGAGGAAUCCUCAGUUCAAGAACCUUCAUGCAGCAAGCACUUUGCUAGCCUCAAGUGAAAAUAAAGUGGUUUUCCCCUCCAUGAGACCAUCUCCUCCAUGAUGAAUAGGCUAAGUCAGAGAAACGGGGUCAGUUUUCAUGGUAAGUGGUCCAAGCUAUACCCAUUUAAGAAAGCUGAUUCUGCCUCUUGGAUCUCGGCUCCCUUGGUGGAUGUGGCAGUAGUCUAGCUGGUCUAGAAAGCCACCUUGCCUCUGGAUGAGUCUGGCUUUCUGAGAGAACCUAUGGAGAAGAGGAUGGAUAUUAAUCUGUCAAAGGCCUACGUUGCAGAAGGAACUAGUCUACACUCAACAGCAGCCUGAACUCCAGUUACCCAGCUCCUUAAACAAUGGACAUAGGAUCUGGAAGCUGACAUCAGGGAUUUGAUAAGUAGAUCACGUCUCCUCCAAGCUGUGGAAGACAUUAGUCUUUCUGCAGAUACUUGAUCCAUGUCCAUGAAUGUUGCUGGCUGUAGAGAACUCUGAAUUAAGGCCUUGGAUGCUUAUUACCUUCUCUCUUUAUUACCUUUUCAGGGUGACAUGCUAUUCGGACAUCAGCUGGAUAAGAGCAUCAAAUAGACUGCAGAACGCACUAAAGCCUUAUUGCCAUGUAACCGGAGCAACAGGAGAUCCUCUAAUGCUGACAAAAGGUCUUACAGAGACUCAAGGCAAUACAAACCUGGAAGACCGGUCAAUCCUCUCUUAG
Messenger RNA from Pelobates cultripes (western spadefoot toad), 1044 nucleotides. The record is from the annotation of a GenBank genome assembly. Lineage: Eukaryota; Metazoa; Chordata; Amphibia; Anura; Pelobatidae.